Triplophysa rosa is the source of this 1580-nucleotide messenger RNA. It is a transcript of the gene tfpia, whose product is annotated as tissue factor pathway inhibitor a. Gene Ontology annotation, molecular function: serine-type endopeptidase inhibitor activity. The transcript is spliced from 7 exons. Gene Ontology annotation, biological process: negative regulation of peptidase activity. The coding region runs from base 113 to 970 and encodes 285 amino acids. Lineage: Eukaryota; Metazoa; Chordata; Actinopteri; Cypriniformes; Nemacheilidae. The record is from RefSeq and is a predicted model, not a curated record. Gene Ontology annotation, cellular component: extracellular region.
CCUUCAGCAUUACUACUAGCGGUCUCCCGGAAGUGCGUGACACUGUAGUCAAUGAAUAGUUGCUGAAGUCUGCACACUAAACUUAACUCGCUUCUCCAAGUGUGUGAUUGGAAUGGCUCCAUUACUGGACUCGUCGUGUACCGCGCUGCUUCUCCUGCAUCUUAUCGGAGUGUGUUUCACAAAUUUUGCAACCGCAGAUGGAGUGAGAUCUGAACUCCACAUUUUCCAUCACUCAUGUGCCCUGAAGGAAGAUGAAGGGCCUUGCAAGGCGAUAAAGGACAGAUUCUACUUCAACAUUGACAAAGGUCGCUGUGAGGGCUUUGAAUAUGGAGGCUGUCAAGGCAAUGCUAACAAUUUCGAGACUCUGGAGGAAUGUGAGCAAAUGUGUGUUGUGAAAGAGAAUAAGAGUCCAUGCCACCUGGAGGAUGAGCCGGGGCCGUGCCGGGGUCUGGUGCCACGCUAUUAUUUUGACAGCAAGAGUCAGGAAUGCCGACUUUUCUUUUAUGGUGGUUGCUUUGGGAAUGCCAACAACUUCAAGACCAUCAAAGAAUGCCAGGCCAGAUGUCAUUCUGACUCAAAACACGAGGACCUGAAUGCUCCAUCAAAGCCAGUGGAAGAAGCCAAACCUGAUGUAGAAGUCAUCGUUAAACAUGAUGAUGCGCCUUUGAAUGUUUCACAUUUGCCCCUGCAGAAAGAGUCACGAGUAGCCGCACUGGAAACAGAGUUUAUUCCUCCUCCCAUCUGCAUGAGUCCUAUUGACAGGGGGGAUUGUGAUGGAUCAGAGCGGAGAUUUGUCUACAAUCCCAGGACUGGGAGAUGCCAGAUGUUUCGCUACAGUGGCUGUGGAGGCAACAAAAACAACUUUGUGCUUAAGAGACACUGCAUAAAGAUGUGCACGAAAGAUCGCAGACGGAGACAGCAGAUACGAAUAAAAACACGGAACUCCAACAUCUUAUACCAUUCUGUCUAAGAUGUACAUUACUCAUGAUACUGCUAUGACAGCAUCUGCUAUGAGGCAGAUGUACAUACAUUACUCAUGAUACUGCUAUGACAGCAUCUGCUAUGAGGCAGGACAUAAUUGAGAGCUCAUCUGGGUAUCAUACCCUGAGAGGGGGUCAUUGGAUGUAACAGAUAUCAAAUCACAAAACUUUCAACACUGCGCUUCAGAAACAGUUGUGUCAGCCAUAUUGUUGACUCAUACAUUUUGUAAUGCAUUUAUGAAUUUUAACCUGGGUUUUAAAUAUAGACAUUGUAUUUUAUGUGCAAAACACAAGAUUUUUUACCCUAUCUAUUUUAUUGUUUCCUGGGGAUAAAAAGACGAAUUACCUGUCAUUAUAGAUUACAUAUGUAGUUUGUUUUUGCCAUCUGUUGGCCUAUUUAACACUGUUGACUAUUUAUAGCUGUUAUUAAUAUUCGCUAAGGAUUCUAAACUCUUCUUUCUGUAAUUAUUUUUUAUUGUUCUCAAUGUUCAGAACUACUAAUCCUUCGACUGUGUAUUUACAUUAGUACAAACAUUUUCUUUAUACUUGUAUUGGUAUUGUGCUAUAAAUUUGUACAGCAAUAAACCACAGUGUAUUGUG